CUUAUAUAAGAGCGACGACGCAGCGAUUCGAAUUAGUUCGCGAUAUUUUUCGAGCGGCUAACUUGAUCGGCGUGGAAUGUUACGCGACCAAAUAUAAACUCUUCGGUGUUUCUCCAUUUUAUAAUAUCGCGUAUUUUGAAACACGAUGGGGAAAAACAGGACUGAUUAUAUCAUUUUUAUCACUCACUUGGUACUAUUGUUUAACCUGGCGCUGAGUAAAAACGAGUAUACCAAGUUAUUCGACAAAUGCGUCAGAGAGAAGAACGCCUUCGACUGUUUAAAACGGAAAGCUUUGGACAUUCUGGAUUCAGCGAUCAACGAUAAUACCGUGUACGUGUUGAACGAUUACGUCUCCAUUGGAAGAGAUCCUGCAGCGAUUGCCAGGAGCGAUAGGUCGUUCAAGGAUGAAAAUGGGACGGAGCUUACUCUGGAUCAAAAGCUGGAUAACAAGUUCUACGAGUAUAUUACUUCUAGGAACGUGAAGCUUACUAUUCCUGGAGAUGCGUUUCAAGGUCGAAAGAAGAAGGACAAAGGAUACGGUGCUCUCAUGAUGGGUGCUCUAGCAGUGGGAGCUAUGAUGGCGCAGUUAGCUUACGCUAAAAUCGCGUUCCUCGCUGGCACUGCCUUGCUUACUGCUAAAAUAGCGUUAGUUUUGAGCGCAAUUAUUGGAUUGAAGAAACUGGUGUCCGGUCAAGGAGGCGGAGGUCACGAAGUGAUUUACGCCACAGGUGGCGAACAUCACGGUGGUGGUUAUGGCGGAGGAGGAUACGGGGGUGGCUGGCAAAGGUCCUCCGACGGUGUUUCUCCUACUUGAAUCGAUUAAACCCUGUAAAAUUUAAUUUAUUUCAUGUACGAUACUUUGUUUAGGAUAAGCUAGUAUAACGGAUAGAGAUGUUUCUCGUUUGUAUAUAAAAUAAAUCUUGACGUUGUCGAUAGUUGUAUCUGAGUGAUAUUAAUUGAAGAAAUUAUUAUGUGAAAUACGACUACGUAGUAUUUAUUAAGAGUUUAAGUGUACUUUUUAAUUUAGAUAUUAUUAAGCAACUCGCUAUUUGUUCAGAAUAGCUGGUGAAAUACUCUAUACCAAAAAUUAAUAGUAUUGUAUUUAUUUAAUUUAUCUUGUGUAUACGUCACCCAUAUAUUAUAUAAA
Messenger RNA from Bombus pascuorum, 1147 nucleotides. RefSeq lists its product as uncharacterized. The record is from RefSeq and is a predicted model, not a curated record. Bases 146 to 814 code for a protein of 222 amino acids. NCBI's taxonomy places the organism in Eukaryota, Metazoa, Arthropoda, Insecta, Hymenoptera, Apidae. The transcript is spliced from 3 exons.